AAUUCAUUUAUUACACAACAAUACACAAUAGUUCUGCCACACCUAUUUUUCGAUAGGAGAACUACGUACCAUCACUGGAAUCUAUCCAACUGCUGAACGUAGUUCUCAACACCAUAGUCACCAACCUAGAGGUUUAUUACUCCAGGCUCUAGUGAUCACAUUGCGUCGUUUUUGGAAUAAAAACUUGACGCCGUUUAUAUUGAAUCUAUAACAAAAAUCUGCAGCGGAAACUCAUUACAAGAUGAAUGCUUUUGGAAAGGUAACCAAAUUAGUCGUGGCUUCAUUGACUGUUGCCACCUACGUCGCUGCCUCCAAUGUUGAAGCCCCAAUGAAACCCGUUUGCUCUGCUUCCGUUCCAUCCACUACUCCAGUUAAGGAGGGUGCGAAGACGGAGAGCAACUUGAAGGGGGCAGUAGUUGGCAAUCGCGGAAUUGACAAAUUAGUGGACUAUGACGGACUUGUUGAUCGUUACGGUAAGGUUGUUGAUAGGAUCGCAUCAUACGUUAAGGGGAAAAACUUAGGUGCGCCAUAUUCUGACAUGGUUGAUUUAUUGACGAACACUGACAAUAUCAGAUUACCACACGCGUUGGCCGUUGAACUUAGCACUUUGCCACAUGGGCCAAUUCCCAGCGAUUUGAUUUCAAGGUUGGCUAAAUUUAUUGGAACCGACGUUUGCACAUUAUUGAAUAAAUCUGGCAAAUACAAAGAUGGCUCAAGCUGCGCAUGGUAUUCUCUUAUGUUUUGGGAUAUGAAAUGCAACAACAUGAAAUCAUUUGUAAGCGAAGCAUUGAAAUCACCUUCAGUCCUUGAAGUUUGAAUGAAAUUUAUAUUAAAUGAAUGUAGUUUUUAAUGCGGAUUUUCUGAAAAUUGAAAGACAGCAAGUAUUGGAAAUAAUAUACACAUUGUAACAUUACAUUCCACAUGAAUUUCGUAUGGAAUCGAUUUACAGCGCACCGGGAUCAUGUUAAUGUAAUAUAUACUACGACAAUAUGACGACCUAUAAAAAUUGGACUAUGAUAUGGUAACAAAACGCGAUUUUCGAUACCAAGUGUGUAGUCAAAUAUGUUGAACUUUUAUAUAUUCAGGCAGUAACCGUUAAUGUGUGGAACCAACAAAAAUAGAAUCGCAUUGACCGCACGACAAAGCGUCGAACAAAAGCAGCCUGAGCGUCAAAAUUAUCAAAUGAACAUUUUGCCAUGCCUGCCACCACCGACAACCAUGAUGCUACAUGGAAGGAUUGCUUACAGCACCACGUCAUGACGAUGGAAUCAUAUCCGAAUCGUCAACGACUUCAACGUCAUAAACUAACAGUCGGAUAUUGUAGCACAUACUUUACCGUGCUGGGUCCGCGAUAUAGAAAAUAACUAAGCAUAGAAAAAUGGUUUGGCUGUUAUGUACGCCACCACUGCGUUAUGCGUAUAAUAAAUGAGACCAUGGAGUACAACCGGCUCGUACCCUGCACGCCUGAGCAUACUAUAGGCCUCUCUAGCUUGCGACUUUUGAGUGCAUUAUAAACGGCCGCACAAAUUAUCUUUAAACGUUCAUCACAUGCAUCCCGUUAUCUGGGGACGGUGCUACGUGGUUCUAAA
Molecule: messenger RNA, 1589 nt
Organism: Babesia bovis T2Bo
Lineage: Eukaryota; Apicomplexa; Aconoidasida; Piroplasmida; Babesiidae
Exons: 1
Coding region: 242-817 (191 amino acids)
Source: RefSeq, a predicted model, not a curated record